Molecule: messenger RNA, 345 nt
Organism: Peronospora belbahrii
Lineage: Eukaryota; Oomycota; Peronosporomycetes; Peronosporales; Peronosporaceae
Source: the annotation of a GenBank genome assembly
AUGGCGGAUAUGAAUCAGGGUCUUUUCGGCUGUGCUGAAACGACAUGCCCGAACAAUUUCACGGUGAACUACGAGUUUGUGACUGCCGUGCUCAAGGAUUACUCUGACCGGUUUGGUCUCAUGGUGGGUGACGCGCAGUCCGGACUUCUCCAAGACAUCUACAAAGGUAAGCGUCCAAACGGCUACUAUUCGAUGAAGAAGCAGGGCGGCAUCGUCCUCAGCGUCGGCGAUGGCGGCAAAAACGAAGGUGUUGGUGUCAUCUAUGAAGGUGCUAUUAUGAGUGGUGUCCCAGAAGAUAGUAUUAUCCCAUCUGAUUCAACAAAACAUCGUCGAUAUGGCCUAUAG